CUUUGCUCAUUAAUUAUAAACUAUGUCUGACAAAAAAAGUGCAACUUGAGGUGAGCAGCAACAGUUGAACCCUUUCUUGACGAUUACUUUACGGUGAAGCAACUAGAGACUUUUUUUUCUGGGAGCUUCCCCACGUUCUUAAACCAACCUUGUUCAUAUCUCCUCACCUUUCUUCUUCUUCUUCUUCACUUGGGACCUCGCUCUUCAAUGGACACUACUACUCACUAGCUAACAGAGCUGGAGGCCUGGAGCUAUUGAAAAAGUUCAAAUGGUCGAAAGUGAUCUCGCCCACCUCAAGCAAGAAAUGUCCCAGCUCACCAGCCAACGCCGAAUCGCCAGCUCCGGUACUCCGCAGCCCAAAACGAGCGGCAGUGCCAGUCGGCUGCCGUCGACUUUUAACUUGAGUGAUGCUCAGUAUCUCAACAUAUUGCAGUCGAUUGGGCAGUCUGUGCAUGCAAUGGAUCGUAGUGGUCGUAUAAUCUACUGGAACAGAAGUGCUGAAAAACUGUAUGGUUAUUCUUCGGAAGAGGCCCUUGGAAAGGUUUCCAUUAAGCUCAUUGUAGAUUCCCGGGACUUUGGUGUAGCAUAUAAUAUAGUCCACCGUGUCAUCCACGGGGAGAGUUGGACUGGGCAGUUCCCUGUAAAGCACAAAUCGGGGGCGAGGUUUUCAGUCAUUACAACAAAUACUCCAUUCUAUGAUGAUGCUGGCAGUUUAAUUGGGGUUGUUGCUACAUCAACUGAUUCUCAGCCCUUUUAUGAAAUGAGGGUUCCAAUGUCAGCUGAGAAGCAACCACAACAAGAUCUAAGCUUCAGCAGUCGUGAGGCUAGUGUUACAACUAAAUUCGGUGCUGAUCCUCAGCAGCCUCUGCCAAAAGCAGUUUUGUCAAAACUAACAGACUUGGCAUCGAAGAUGAGUUUCAAAGUCAAGUCGAAAAUUCAGGCAAGAGAAAACAACAUGGAUCCCAAAGGUGACAGCGAAGAUAGUCAUCAUCCGUUUCACGGUUCAGAUUCUGUCAUAUCUGCCAAUAGGGAGGAUGGGAAUGCAAGUGGGACUAGCACAGCUAUAGGAACUAUACCCCCAGCAACUCCUUUUGGUGUAUUUAACCAUGUUGAGAGCAAGCCUCUAGGAGAACCCUCCAUAGAUUCUGCCAGUGAGAGCAAAGAAAAAUCUUCAAUUCACAAGCUAAUUGCCUCAAAGGCAGAAGCAUGGAUUAGUAAGCAGGAAAUAUCAUGGCCUUGGAAAGGAAAUGAGCGAGAUGGGUCAGUGGCUAGGGCCAGUGGUUUUGUUUGGCCCUGGUUUCAUAAUGAUCAAGUCAAUGUUGCCAUUCCUCAGAAGAGUUAUUGUGUCUCAGAACCAGAAAUUCAGGUGAACGAAAGUAAUGGGCCAACAAAUGAUAAUGAUGAGACUCAAGGGUCCUGGACCUCUCCAUUGGAUAUUAACAGCAUAAGCUGUGCCAUCAGCCUUAGAAGCACCAGUAGUGCUUUGGCUACGGUGGAUGUGGACACUGAUUGCUUGGAUUAUGAAAUCUUAUGGGAAGACAUGAUAAUUGGAAGAAAGAUUGGGCAAGGUUCAUGUGGAACUGUAUACCAUGGUCAGUGGGAUGGAUCAGAUGUUGCCAUUAAGGUAUUCUCCAAGUUUGAAUAUUCGGAUGAUUUGUUACUUUCCUUCAAACAAGAGGUAUCCCUAAUGAAAAGGCUUCGACAUCCAAAUGUUUUGCUUUUCAUGGGAGCGGUGACUUCACCUGAGCGUCUCUGCAUUGUCACAGAGUUCCUCCCACGCGGAAGUUUGUAUCAAAUACUACAGAGGAACCCAUCAAAACUAGACUGGAGACGACGUAUUAAUAUGGCUAUGGAUAUAGCAUGGGGCAUGAAUUAUCUUCACCAUUUCAACCCACCAAUCAUUCAUCGAGACUUAAAGUCUUCAAAUCUCCUAGUUGAUAAGAACUGGACUGUCAAGGUCGGCGAUUUUGGUCUUUCACGUUUUAAGCAUGAAACUUUUCUUAUAAACAAGAGUGGCAGGGGAACGCCUCAAUGGAUGUCACCAGAAUUUCUACGUAGUGAACCCUCAGAUGAGAAGUCUGACAUAUAUAGCUACGGGGUGAUAUUGUGGGAGCUUGCUACCGAGAAGAUUCCUUGGGAUAAUCUAAACCCAAUGCAGGUGAUUGGAGCUGUUGGAUUCAUGAACCAAAGACUGGAGAUCCCAAAAGAUGUGGACCCAAAGUGGGCUUCUAUAAUUGAGAGUUGCUGGCGCAGUGAUCCAGCUAGCCGGCCAACAUUUCUAGAACUGCUCGAAAAGCUUAGAGUGUUGCAUAGACAAUAUAAUCUUCAGUUCAAAGCAGCACGUUCCGCCUCUAAUGAGAGCACCCAAAAAGAAUUGUAAUCACCAGGCCACGUUUUUGUCCAUUGGGUUUCAUUAUUUCAUUCACCACAUUGGUAGAUGAAGCAGCCACUCUCAGAUACUUCCACAGUUCCACCUGGUAUUGAAAAGUGGUAAUGGUAAUUAUUAUCGUUUAUUUUCUUAGCAGUCUAAGUCAAAAGAUAAUGCGCUUUCUGUAACACAGUUCUAAUUCCACUAUCUGCCAUCUUCUUUCAUAAAAAGAUCACUUAGCUUAGUGCAACUCUAUCCUUCUUAUAUUGUGCAUGUCAUGAAUGUUAUUAUUCUUUUGGUAUUUAAUUAACAUGGUGUGAAUGUUGGUAUUCCCUGGUGAAUCUCCUAUCGUGAACUAGUUCUAUAGCAGUCGAUAGAGGACUCAGCUCAGGAGGGCCAAGCCUGGAGCAUGUGAAGGAAGAUUCUAAAAAAGCUCAUGAAUGGCGAAGUCCAAUAUAUCAGAGAAGAAGGAUGUUAUUGGAGCUUCCUGUCACUCCAAGAGGCACAAGGAGUGAUGAUUAG
Rosa chinensis is the source of this 2890-nucleotide messenger RNA. RefSeq names its product serine/threonine-protein kinase STY46. The coding region runs from base 269 to 2380 and encodes 703 amino acids. The transcript has 13 exons. NCBI's taxonomy places the organism in Eukaryota, Viridiplantae, Streptophyta, Magnoliopsida, Rosales, Rosaceae. The record is from RefSeq and is a predicted model, not a curated record. Gene Ontology annotation, molecular function: ATP binding; protein kinase activity. Gene Ontology annotation, biological process: regulation of DNA-templated transcription; protein phosphorylation.